Molecule: messenger RNA, 978 nt
Organism: Colletotrichum higginsianum IMI 349063
Lineage: Eukaryota; Fungi; Ascomycota; Sordariomycetes; Glomerellales; Glomerellaceae
Product: Pectate lyase B
Exons: 3
Coding region: 1-978 (325 amino acids)
Molecular function (GO): pectate lyase activity
Source: RefSeq, a predicted model, not a curated record
AUGAAGUUCUCCGCCGUUUCCUUCAUGGCCGCCCUGGCUGCGGCGUCGCCCACCAACACCAUCAACGCCCGCAACGAGCUCGCCCUUCGCCAGGCUGCCGAGGCUUGCAACAUCGGUUACUGCACCCAGAACGGCGGCACCACCGGUGGUGCCGGCGGUACCAGCGUCACCGUCAAGACCGUCGAGGAGCUCGUCGCCGCUGCUAAGCAGGAGGGCCCCCUUACCAUUGUCAUCUCUGGUGCCAUCUCGGGCAGCGCCAAGGUCCGCGUCUCUUCCGACAAGACCAUCAUCGGAGAGAAGGGCAGCUCCCUGACUAACGUCGGUCUCUACGUCCGCCGGGUCAAGAACGUCAUCAUCCGCAACCUCAAGAUUGGCGGUGUCAAGGCCUCCAACGGCGACGCCAUCGGCAUCGACGAGUCCACCAACGUCUGGGUGGACCACUGCGACCUGUCCGGUGACCUGAGCGGCGGCAAGGACGACCUUGAUGGUCUCCUCGACGUUUCCCACGGUGCCGACUGGAUCACUGUCUCCAACGUCUACUUCCACGACCACUGGAAGGGUUCUCUGGUUGGUCACUCCGACAGCAACGCCGGGGAGGACACGGGCAAGCUCCACGUCACCUACGCCAACAACCACUGGUUCAACAUCAACUCUCGCGCUCCCCUCGUCCGCUUCGGAACUGUUCACGUCGUCAACUCCUACUACUCGAAACUCUUGCUCACAGGCGUGAAUACGAGGAUGGGCGCCCAGGUUUUGGUCCAGAGCUCCGCAUUUGCCAACUGCCCUGCUGAGGCCAUCUUCUUUGCCGACUCAAAGCAGACUGGAUACGCUGUUGCUGACGAUGUCGACCUUGGCGGCUCCAAGAACCUUGCUCCUCAGGGAACGCUUACCGCGGACAAGCUCCCCUACAAGAUUGCUGCCAUCGGCUCCAGCAAGGUCGCCAGCACCAUCCCCGGCACCGCUGGCCAGAAGCUGUAA